GGAUACUAUAAAACAAGACUCUGGCUAGUAGGCUAGUAGCAAGCUCCGUAAUCCCCCAUACCAUCCCUUCAUUCUCUACAUUCAUUCCAUAAUUCCUUCCGAUACGCGAUACCUCCCUCCCUUACUUUUUGGCUGCGGUGUUGUCAAAAGGAGAAAACUUGCUGACUUGCUCUAACACCCACACAUGCCCAUACCCAACUCAAUCCCAUGAUCCCCCCACACACACACGCACCAAUAACGUCUCCUGCUCCUGGUCCAAAACCAAACCCCCAACCCAAUCGAGCCAACUCUCAACAUAUAUCUUUUUCGGCGUCCACAAUCUACAUCCAUCUUCGUUUCUCUUUGAUCACACGAACUUAGAUAGGGGUCCUCAGAAAGUACCACAGGCUUGUGUUUGAAGCAUCCAAACAGAAGAAAAAAAAUAAACUGCGAGAUUUUCUUUAUGGAAAACAACCACCAAUCCCAACCUCUGCAGCCCACCAAAGCCUCCAGAUUCAAGCGCGUAUGUGUUUUUUGUGGCAGCAGUCCUGGCAAGAAUCCCAGUUACCAGCUGGCUGCUAUUCACCUCGCCAAUCAGCUGGUUGAAAGGAACAUUGACCUUGUUUAUGGAGGUGGAAGCAUUGGGUUGAUGGGAUUAGUCUCCCAAGCUGUCUUCAAUGGUGGCCGCCACGUGUUAGGGGUGAUUCCCAUAACGCUUAUGCCCAGAGAGAUAACCGGAGAGACUGUUGGAGAGGUGAGGCCUGUGACUGGAAUGCACCAAAGAAAAGCUGAAAUGGCUCGACUGGCAGACGCAUUUAUAGCCUUACCUGGUGGCUACGGCACCUUGGAGGAGCUCCUAGAAGUUAUCACUUGGGCUCAACUGGGGAUCCAUGACAAACCGGUAGGUUUGCUGAAUGUGGACGGGUAUUAUAAUUCCCUUUUGUCUUUCAUAGACAAAGCUGUGGAUGAGGGCUUCAUUACUCCCUCUGCUCGUCAUAUAAUCGUCUCUGCCCAAACUGCUCAUGAACUCAUCUCCAAGCUUGAGCAGUAUGUUCCAAAGCAUAACGGGGUUGCUUCCAAGCUAAGCUGGGAGAUGGAGCAGCAAUUGGUAUACACAAAAAAAUCGGACAUUGCUCGUUGACGGUCCCCGUCGGCUUGAAGGGGUAAUUUUAACUCAAAUGUCAAGUCUUUAUUUGACCGUACAUACGAUACGAAUGAUGGAUCAUCCACAAGAAUGAAUGGCAGAGUCAACAGGGAACAUUUUACUCCUGCAGAGUCCAGAGCAAGAUGUGUAGGACGAUAGAUAGUACGUAUGGUUAAUUGUAGCAUUUGAGGCCACGGUUGUUUUGUGGUAUCAUAUUGCGGAUCAGUAGGAGAGGUUUUUAUUCAAUUUCGUCUCCUUCUUUUCUGAUUGAUUUGAAAUGUUAGCACUAACCUGGUAAAAAAAGGGGAGAUUCUCUAAGUUUGUCAAUAACACUUAUAGAGUAUUUGUUUGGAGAAUUGAUUGGCAGUGCUCUGUAUGUUUGACUUGGAACUGCUCUGGCUGACUACUUUACUCGGUGCAAAUCAUCUAUCCUCUUUCUA
Messenger RNA from Coffea arabica (coffee), 1563 nucleotides. RefSeq names its product cytokinin riboside 5'-monophosphate phosphoribohydrolase LOG1-like. Gene Ontology annotation, molecular function: hydrolase activity, hydrolyzing N-glycosyl compounds. Gene Ontology annotation, cellular component: cytosol; nucleus. NCBI's taxonomy places the organism in Eukaryota, Viridiplantae, Streptophyta, Magnoliopsida, Gentianales, Rubiaceae. Gene Ontology annotation, biological process: cytokinin biosynthetic process. The record is from RefSeq and is a predicted model, not a curated record.